CUCUCCACUUCAGACAACCUCAUACAAAACAAACAAAAAUGAGAACCGUUGCCACCUUAUUUCACUCAUCUCCACUAUCAAGAAUGGCCACCACCACCACCACCGCCGCGGCGCCGGCCACCAUCCAGCGCUCGCCGUGGCACUCCCCGGUGCCGUACCUCUUCGGCGGCCUGGCGGCGAUGCUGGGCCUGAUCGCCUUCGCCCUACUCAUCCUCGCCUGCUCUUACUGGAAGCUCUCCGGCCAAGUCAACGGCGGCGAGGGUGACGACGACUUGGAGGAAGGCGGCGCCGCCGCAAAAGGCGAGAACAACUCCGCCGCCAAGGCAACGGCGGCGUUUGAGGAGAAGUUUCUGGUUAUCAUGGCCGGAGAUGUGAAGCCCACUUUCUUGGCCACCCCCACCACCGCCGCCACUAGCAGAGCUUCUUCUUUUAACGAUGAGAAUAUUAAUAACGGUAAAAAUCACAGAGAAAGUGAUUUUGAUGAACAGAUUCCGAAAGAUCAGAAUCAAACAGAUGUGAGAAUCCAAGAAAAUAGAGAAGCAUCUCAAGAAUAGCUUAUAAGCUGAAAAUCAGAUUUUUUUUUCUUUUUUUUGGGUUCAAUUUUGUGAUUUUUCCGGAUGAUGUAAUUUUGUUUUGUUAUGGUGAGAUUAAAUAGUUCAAUAGAAGAGAAUUAGAAGUGCAAA
Molecule: messenger RNA, 683 nt
Organism: Erythranthe guttata (spotted monkey flower)
Lineage: Eukaryota; Viridiplantae; Streptophyta; Magnoliopsida; Lamiales; Phrymaceae
Product: protein GLUTAMINE DUMPER 2
Biological process (GO): regulation of amino acid export
Source: RefSeq, a predicted model, not a curated record